AUGUCUGACUCUAACGCCCGCGAUGAGUCUGCCAUUGAGGACGGAGACUACGGCACUCAGGAUCCUCAUGGCGAGACACACCACCAAAAGAACACCGUUCACCAACGGCUGCGGGCGAACUCUUCUAUUAUGCAACUGAACAAAAUUCUGGUCGCCAACAGAGGAGAAAUCCCCAUUCGUAUCUUCCGUACCGCACACGAGCUGUCUCUGCAGACAGUCGCAGUCUACAGUCAUGAGGACCGCCUCUCGAUGCACAGACAGAAGGCCGACGAGGCAUAUGUCAUUGGAAAGCGUGGAGAAUACACACCCGUGGGAGCCUAUCUGGCUGGCGACGCAAUCAUCAAGAUUGCGAAGGAACAUGGCGUCAACAUGAUUCAUCCCGGUUACGGUUUCCUCAGUGAGAACUACGAAUUCGCAAAGGCCGUUGAAGCUGCAGGCAUUAUUUGGGUUGGUCCUGAACCAAAGACCAUCAACGACCUCGGAGACAAGGUCUCUGCACGAACCCUCGCGGCGAAAGCUGAUGUCCCGACUGUACCCGGUACCGAGGGACCUGUGGCCAAGUUCGAGGCCGCGAAGGAGUUCACCGACGAGUAUGGCUUCCCAAUCAUCAUCAAGGCGGCUUUCGGUGGUGGUGGCCGUGGUAUGCGUGUUGUUUGGAAGCAAGAAGAUCUGAAGGACUCUUUUGAACGUGCUACCUCGGAAGCUAAAUCCGCCUUCGGCAACGGCACAGUCUUCAUCGAGAGGUUCCUGUACCGACCAAAGCACAUUGAGGUACAGCUCCUGGGCGACAACUACGGAAAUGUCGUACACCUUUACGAGCGUGACUGCUCUGUCCAGCGACGUCACCAAAAGGUCGUCGAAUUGGCACCUGCUAAGGAUCUGCCACAAGAGACCCGCGAUGCCAUCCUGAAUGAUGCAGUCAGACUCGCCAAAUCGGCAAACUACCGCAACGCAGGUACUGCUGAGUUCUUGGUUGAUCAAGAGAACCGUCACUACUUCAUUGAAAUCAACCCGCGUAUCCAAGUCGAGCACACCAUUACCGAGGAAAUCACGGGCAUCGAUAUCGUUGCUGCACAAAUCCAAAUCGCCGCAGGAGCAUCACUCGCACAGCUUGGCCUUACUCAGGACAGAAUCUCAACACGAGGCUUUGCUAUUCAGUGUCGUAUCACCACUGAGGAUCCAUCUGAGGGCUUCAAGCCGGACACUGGAAAGAUCGAAGUCUACCUUAAAUCCGUUCGGCUGGUGGCAACGGCGUACGACUUGAUGGUGGAAACGGGUUUUCGGGAGCUGUCAUCACUCCAUACUAUGACUCUAUGUUGGUCAAGUGCUCUUGCCACGGCUCAACGUACGAGAUCGCUCGCAGAAAGGUGCUUCGUGCAUUGGUCGAAUUCCGUAUUCGCGGUCUGAAGACGAACAUUCCUUUCCUUGCCUCGCUCCUCACGCACCCGACCUUCAUCGACGGUACCUGCUGGACGACUUUCAUUGACGAUACCCCAGAGCUGUUCAACCUCAUUGGCAGCCAAAACCGUGCACAAAAGCUCCUGGGCUACCUUGGAGAGGUCAUUGUCAACGGCCCUCAAGUCAUUGGCCAAAUUGGCGAAUCAAAAUUCAAGGGCGAUGCUAUCAUCCCAACACUGGCAGGCGACGAUGGCAAGCCACUAGAGCUCGAUGGGCCAUGCCAGAAGGGUUGGAGAAACAUCAUCACAGAACAAGGUCCAGAAGCCUUCGCAAAGGCUGUAAGGCAGAACAAGGGCUGCUUGAUCAUGGAUACCACAUGGCGUGACGCCCAUCAGUCUCUCCUUGCGACGAGAAUGCGAACGGUCGACCUUCUCAACAUCGCAAAGGAAACCAGCUAUGCUCUGAGCAAUGCUUGGGCAUUGGAGUGCUGGGGUGGUGCCACUUUCGACGUGGCCAUGCGUUUCCUUUACGAGGAUCCAUGGGACCGCCUGAGGAAGAUGCGAAAGGCUGUGCCAAACAUUCCUUUCCAGAUGCUGCUCCGUGGUGCCAACGGUGUGGCUUACUCUUCCCUGCCAGACAAUGCCAUCUACCACUUCUGUGAGCAGGCAAAGAAGAACGGCAUGGACAUUUUCCGUGUCUUCGACGCGCUCAACGACAUGAACCAGCUCGAGGUUGGAGUCAAGGCAGUUCUCAAGGCUGGAGGUGUUGCAGAGGGAACCGUGUGCUAUAGCGGUGAUUUUCUG
This is a messenger RNA of Cercospora beticola, 2201 nucleotides long. The record is from RefSeq and is a predicted model, not a curated record. NCBI's taxonomy places the organism in Eukaryota, Fungi, Ascomycota, Dothideomycetes, Mycosphaerellales, Mycosphaerellaceae.